CAUUCCAUGACAACAAUGGGCACCCGCACCUUCCCCUCCUGGAAGAGGCUGAGAAGUAAAGAUCAGGAACAAGGAGGAGGAGCAGCUUCCCAGACAUGUAGAGCUUAUGAAGUUUAGGAAGCAGCUUCCCAGACGUGUAGAGCUUAUGGAGAGGUGAGGGAGCCAAUCUCAGCCACAUUCAGCUUCCUGGAGAGAAUGACCAAAGGGCAACGCUUCAACCCACCUUCAGACAAGGAUGGGAGAUGGUUCCCUCACAUCGGGCUAACGCAAAAGACACCAGAAUCCAUCACCAGUGCUACGUCAAAAGAGCCCCAGGGUCCACACUUGCGUCGGCAAGCGGAGGGGAAGCUGCCGCCCAUAUACAAAGUCCGGGAGAAGCAAGCAGUGAAUAACCAGUUCCCCUUCUCCGUGCAUGACAAUCGGCACAGCUUGGAGAACUCUGGAUGCUACCUUGACUCCGGCCUGGGACGUAAGAAGAUCUCUCCAGAUAAGAGGCAACACAUUUCAAGAAAUUUUAAUCUCUGGGCAUGUGACUAUGUUCCAUCUUGUCUUGAUGGUUUUUCAAAUAACCAAAUAUCAUACGUGUAUAAAGAAGCCGUGGUGGUCUCAAGCUUCAGACGCUUUCCACGAUGCUAUAAAGAGAUAUGGAACACUUUUACAUUUCUUCCUGAGCGAAGCUAUACAGAGGUUUUGAAAAAGAAGCCCAAAGUAAGGUUCACUGUUGACAAAAAGGUUGUUUCUUCACUGGAGUCCUAAUCCUCCCAGAAGAUUUUUGAUGAAUUUUGUAAUACUGGUAUUUCAUCAGACAUCCUAAAAGUAUGUUUUCUGAUCCAGCACUACUAUUUAAUUUUUAAAGUACUUUUAUGAUUUUUAUAAUGUCAAAAAACAUUCAAAUCCUUGUGAAAUGAAUAUGUGAUGACAUACGCAUGUGUAAAUAAACUUUUCAGAUGGCCACAUUUACUUUUGGGGAGUUUUGAAAAGUACAUCCUUAAUAUACGGUCACAUUUUCAUUCUGAAAUUUCAAACCAUACAGAGGAAACAAAAGUCCUCCUUGAUUUCACCACAUCUCCAAUCCUGUAUGUCCUCAGAAGUAAGUUAACUACUUGUUUUUAAUCUGCAUUUACAAUCAUAUACAUGUGCAUAACACAUUAAAUUUUCAACAUUACUAUGUUACACAGUGCAAAAUAUUCUACAACUUUUGUUUUGUUCUGUUUUGAGACAGUCUCUGUCUCCCAGGCUGGAGUGCAGUGGCACUAUCUCGACUCAUUGCAACCUCUGCCUUCUGGGUUCAAGCGAUUCUCCUGCCUCAGCCUUCCCAGUAGCUGGGAUUACAGGUGUGCACCACCACACUGGCUAACUUUUGUAUUUUUAGUAGAGAUGAGGUCUCACCUUCUUGGCCAGGCUGGUCUUGAAUUCCUGGCCCCAAGUGACCCUCCCACCUCGGCCUCCCAAAGUGCUGGGAUUACAGGCAUGAGCCACCGCGCCUGGCCUUCUAUAGCUUUCUUUUGAUACUUAAUAAUGUGUCUUGGAAUUCUUGCAGAGUUAUAAGAAUAGACUGAUUUUUUAAAAAAUCGCUGCCUAUAUUCUCAAAUACAAAUUCACUCUGUUUUAAAUAAUUAUCUUAAUAGACAUUUGAAUCAUUUCUAGUGUUUUUGCUGUUAGACACAGUGGUACAUGAACAUGCUUGAUCAGCCUCUCUGGAUACAUGUUUCCCUGCACCUCUGGAGCAGAUAGACUCUGAAAAGUUGCUUUGUUAGUGCUUGGUUGACCGUAAUGCACAAAGUGUUGAGAAAUAAUGCAUUGACUUUGAAAAAGACUGGACCAAUUGAACUCCUACCAACAGUAUCUGUGAAUUUCUGUUUUAUACCCUCUCACAUUAUCAUUUAAAUAUUUAAGGAUAUUUAAGGGGAAAAAAGGUACCUUGUUAUUUUCUUAUUUUGCAUUUCUCUAUUUAUUAGUGAAGUUGAGUAUCUUUUCCCAUGCAGUGGCCUCCUCUAUUUCCUUUCUAUAGACUGACAAUGUCCCCAUCAUUCCAUACCACCAUUUUCUUGUUUAUCUUGAAUUUUUUCCUGUACAUGAAUUUUAGAAUAAGCUUGUAAGGUAAACAAACAAACAACAACAAAAAUAACAUUGCCAAUGUGAUAGGCAUUUCCCCAAAUUUAGCUUUUAAUUUAUGGGAAAACCAACACCUUUAUACUGUAUCUUCCCCUUUGUUUGAAUUUACUUUAUGUCCUUCAGUAAAGUUUAUAAUUUUCCUCACAUGGGUCUGAUGUGUUUCUUUUCCAUGUU
Pongo pygmaeus (Bornean orangutan) is the source of this 2289-nucleotide messenger RNA. It is a transcript of the gene TEX36, whose product is annotated as testis expressed 36. The record is from RefSeq and is a predicted model, not a curated record. The coding region runs from base 196 to 756 and encodes 186 amino acids. NCBI's taxonomy places the organism in Eukaryota, Metazoa, Chordata, Mammalia, Primates, Hominidae. The transcript is spliced from 4 exons.